CCCCACCCCAGGAAAGUAGUGAGACCCAUGGCGAGCGCUGGGCAGGAAGGCCCUGCAGUGGGCUGCACACUGGCCAUGGAGCCUUGACCUCAGCCCUGGCUCCCGCAGCUAGUCAAGAGCCCCCAGCCCAGCGCUGAGCCCAGCAGAGCUACAGCCUGUUCCUGGAGAAGGUCAAGCUGGACCAGCUAGGCUGCCGCAUGCAACCCCACCAGGCCAGUGCCUCCCCACCUCGGUCUGGACUCCUCUCCUCUGCCCUCUCCUCUCCUUGCCUCACCUGCACUGACCCCUGACUGGCCACCAGAAUCCUCUCUCAGCCCCUCGGGGUCCUCGGACUGACCUUCUCUCUUCCUCUAAGCCUCUGCAGUCUGCUCACCAACCCCAGGCCUCUUAGUCCCCCCACCUCACGCUCCAGCCAUGAAGCCCCCGUCAGGGCUGGAGGAGGCCCAGCGGCCGGCCUCGGACAUCUGCGUGUUCGCCAGCAGCUGCACGCUGCACGGGCUGGGCCAUGUCUUCGGCCCUGGGGGCCUGACCCCGCGCCGGGGGCUGUGGGCAGCAGCUGUGCUCCUGUCGCUGGCUGCCUUCCUCUACCAGGUGGCUGAGAGGGUGCGCUACUACGGGGAGUUUCACCACGAGACGGCCCUGGACGAGUGCGAAAGCCACCAGCUCACCUUCCCGGCGGUCACCCUGUGCAACAUCAACCCGCUGCGCCGCUCGCGCCUCACACCCAACGACCUGCACUGGGCCGGGCCCACGCUGCUGGGCCUGGAGCCCGCCGAGCACGCAGCCUUCCUGCGUGCCCUGGGCCGGCCCCCCGCACCGCCCGGCUUCAUGCCCAGUCCCACCUUCGACACGGCCCGACUCUACGCCCGGGCCGGGCACGCCCUUGAGGACAUGCUGCUGGACUGCCGCUACCGCGGCCAACCGUGCGGGCCUGAGAACUUCACCUCGAUCUUCACCCGGAUGGGGCUGUGCUACACCUUUAACUCUGGCGCCAACGGGGCAGAACUUCUCACCACUCCCAAGGGUGGCAUGGGCAACGGCCUGGAGGUCAUGCUGGACGUGCAGCAGGAUGAGUAUCUGCCUGUGUGGAGGGACACGGAGGAGACCCCAUUUGAGGUGGGGAUCCGCGUGCAGAUCCACAGCCAGGAGGAGCCGCCCAUCAUCGACCAGCUGGGCUUUGGGGCUGCCCCAGGCUACCAGACUUUUGUGUCCUGCCAGAAGCAACAACUGAGCUUCCUGCCACCGCCCUGGGGCGACUGCAGCUCCGAAACUCUGGACCCCGACUUUGAGUCGGAACCCGCUGGUCCCCUGGAUCCCCCCAGACCCAACCCAGGCCCCAGCCCUCCCUACAGUCUAAUGGGGUGUCGCCUGGCCUGCGAGACCCGCUACGUGGCUCGGAAAUGUGGCUGCCGAAUGAUGCAUAUGCCUGGCGGCGCGCCGGUGUGCAGCCCCCAGCAGUACAAGGACUGUGCCAAUCCGGCGCUGGACGCCAUGCUGAGGAAGGACGCGUGCGCCUGCCCCAACCCGUGCACCAGCACGCGGUACGCCAAGGAGCUCUCCAUGGUGCGGAUCCCAAGCCGCGCCGCCGCCCGCUACCUGGCCCGGAAAUACAACCGCAGCGAGGCCUACAUCGCGGAGAACGUACUGGUGCUGGACAUCUUCUUUGAGGCCCUCAACUAUGAGACAGUGGAGCAGAAGAAGGCCUAUGAAGUUUCGGAGCUGCUCGGUGUGUGGGUGUUCAUGCGCGCUCGCGCAGGGCACCCCCAGGGUGUGGGCAGAGCAAGUGGCUGUGAGCUGACUGGUGAUUCUGUCUCUGCAGGCGACAUUGGGGGCCAGAUGGGGCUGUUCAUUGGGGCCAGCCUGCUCACCAUCCUUGAGAUCCUGGACUACCUCUGUGAGGUGGGCCCAGGCCCCAGCUGGGGGAGGGGGAAGGAAUCUAUCCACAGGAUCCAGGAGAAGGUGCGCGCUGGCCACCUGCCCCAAUGCUUGCCCCCAGGUGUUCCGAGACAAGGUCCUGGGAUACUUCUGGAACCGAAAGCGCUCCCAAAGGCACUCCAGCACCAAUCUGCUUCAGGAAGGGCUGGGCAGCCAUCGAACCCAAGUUCCCCACCUCAGCCUGGGCCCCAGGCCUCCCACCCCGCCCUGUGCUGUCACCAAGACUUUCUCUGCUUCCCACCGCACCUGCUACCUCGUCACACGGCUCUAGACCCUGUGACUGUGUCUUCAGGGCUGCACCUUGGCAUCUUGGACAUGCCCAGCCUGCACAUGUCUUUGCCAUCUUCACCCCAAAUAAAAUUCUAGUGCAUCAGUCUCAGCUGUUCUUCCUACAGGCAGCCUAGUCAGGAUAAGGUCAGCCCUACUCAGGCACAAGAUGACCUGCCAGCCAUCUUACAGUGGACAUGGUGUCUGAAAUGUGGGCUGGGUCCCAGUUAACCACCAGAAAUCUCUCUGGGAGAGAAGAGGAGUAAGAGGGCAUCAGUCAUUUGAACCUCAGUGUGAAUGAGUUCAUCAGACUCUCAGAGAGAGCGGAGCCCAAAGCCAGGUGUGCAGGCAGAGAGAAGUCAGGGGUAGGACAAUCGCAUUUGGGGUACUAUAACGGAAUAGCUGGAAGAAGCCUCUGACCCAGAGCCUGGCAAGAAGUCGGGGGACAGACAGGGAGAAGACACACCAAUGCUCACUCCCAAGGACACAAGCUGUUGUCCUGCCUUAGAUCACGACUCUUCUUCUCAUGUUGGGACCAAGCGCCAGCACACCACCUGUCUCUAUGGGAACAGCUUUUGCUUUCCCAACUUCCCCACAAGAGCUGAAGGCCCCAGCUUGACAAGGUAGAGGGAGGCCCUGCCUUCCCACUCCUGCCAGUAAGGACACGCCCAGGCCACCCUAGCCACAGCCCAUUUUCCCUGCUCUCUCUGUACCCAAAAUAUUGGAAAACUGACAAAUAAGGGAGCAGGGGAGGGGGUGUUCCUGAUCUAACCACAUUUUUGGGGCUUUCCUGUCCCAGCCUGCAGGCCUGCAUAUGGGGGGAUGAGGAGGGAAGGGACAGGGUGGGCACAUGUGUGAUAUGGAGAACCACAGGAAAGGCCUGGCCCUUUUCUCCUCAUUCAGCAGAAGCCCAUCCUUGCUCUCAGACACCUGCAGCCUAACCCACCAGGGCUGUGUCUGGGCCUCCUAAGCAGAGGGGGAAAGGGGUGUGUCCCAGUGCAUUAAGACAUAUGGAGACAGCACUGCCCCUGAGCCCAGCCAUAAGGGGUGGGGGUUACAGCCUACAGCUCCCAGCCUCAGGCCACUUAGAGUAGUGGAGCAAGGACCAGACACUUGGGCUGUGUCUGAGCUGGAAGCAGGGUUGUAGAGAGCAGUAAGGUGGAGCAGAGCCCCCCAGCCCACCCUGUCUCA
Equus caballus (horse) is the source of this 3393-nucleotide messenger RNA. NCBI's taxonomy places the organism in Eukaryota, Metazoa, Chordata, Mammalia, Perissodactyla, Equidae. The record is from RefSeq and is a predicted model, not a curated record.